This is a messenger RNA of Engraulis encrasicolus (European anchovy), 3774 nucleotides long. RefSeq names its product serine/arginine repetitive matrix 1 (gene srrm1). The record is from RefSeq and is a predicted model, not a curated record. Gene Ontology annotation, biological process: mRNA processing; regulation of mRNA splicing, via spliceosome. Lineage: Eukaryota; Metazoa; Chordata; Actinopteri; Clupeiformes; Engraulidae. The transcript is spliced from 15 exons. Gene Ontology annotation, molecular function: RNA binding. Gene Ontology annotation, cellular component: spliceosomal complex. The coding region runs from base 421 to 2916 and encodes 831 amino acids.
UGACCGUUAAGUCUGAUUAUGCAUUUGGGGUGGGUGACAUAACUAUGGGACAUGAUGACACUAAUACAGUAUUUGCUAUUCUUAGUAUUGACAUGACUUGAAACGUACAACAAGAAAUCUGCUUCAGUCGGUGCCGUUUUGUGUGGCAUAGCUGGGGAUUUUAAAAAAAAUGUGUUAGUUCAUCCAAUGAAAGUGGAUUGUUUUGCAAUAAUGAUGAACAAAGUAUCGUUUUCUUUGAACAGCAGUUUUCUAAUGAUGAUCUGAUUUAUGAUUUAAAAGGCCCGAACCAAUAUGGAUGUUAUACCUUGCAUCAGAAGUAUAGCUCCAACACCUAAUUAGAUCACUCCCGAGCCCAAAGUCUCACUGAAUCCAACUCUUCCUUGAUGAUGAAGUUUGGUUUUUGAGCACCCGGACAGUAAGAUGAUGCAGAUCAACCUGACGGGGUUCCUGAACGGCAAGAACGCCCGCGAGUUCAUGAAGGACCUGUGGCCGCUGCUGCUGAGCGCACAGGAGAACAUCGCCGGCAUCCCCACAGCCUUCCUGGAGCAGAAGAAAGAGGAGAUCAAACAGAGACAGAUUGAGCAGGAGAAACUGGCCUCACUGAAGAGGAUGGAUGAAGACAAGAAGGAGAACAAAGAGAGCACUCAGUCCAGAAGCCCAAGGAGGCGAAAGUCCCGCUCCCCGUCCCCUAGGAGGCGCUCUCCCCCCAGGAAGGAGCGCCGGCGCAGCCCCUCUCCCGCCCGCUCCCCUCCGCGCCGCAAGCCCAGCCCCCUCCUGGUGUCGCCCCCGGCCUCCCCCCCAAAGGCCCCAGAGGAGCCCCAGCCAGAGCCCGACCAGUCAGAGGCCUCCAGGCCACCGCCCCUCAUCCAAGAGGCCUCUUCCACCAGUGACGUGAUGGUGCUGAGAGAGCAGCCAGUGAUCCCAGACUCUGUGGCGGAGGUGAAGGAGCCCUCCCCAGUAGUGCCCCCUGUGAUGCCACCCGUGGUGGCCAAGGAGGAGGAGAGGCCCAAGGAGAGGCCUCGCGAACGGGAGAAGGACAGCAGGAGGGAUCGACCACGCCAUCGCUCGCGAUCACGCUCUCGAUCACGCAGACGACACAGGUCGCGCUCCAGGUCCUACUCCCCGCGCAGGAGGUCCAGUCCCCGCAGACGCAUGUCCCCCCGCCGCAGAAGCCCUCCCAGGCGCCCUCCUCCCGGCCCCAGACACAGGCGCAGCAGAUCUCCCGUCCGCAAGCGGCGCUCUCCCUCCGGGUCUUCCUCAGGCAGCUCUUCUUCCUCGUCUCGCUCGCCCCACAAGAGACCGGCCAAGCGGCCUUCUGCCUCCCCACCACGCAAGCUGCUCCGGCCGAACGAGCCGUCCUCCGGCAGCCCCUCCAGGAGGCGAGGACGGCCCUCCCCCGGACCCGAUCACGCAGCAGGAGCAGGCUCCCCGGGCAAGAGCAGACGCUCACCCUCCCCCCAUGGCAGACGGGGUCGUGGCAGCUCAGCAUCCCCCAGUUCAAAAAGAAAGCCCGCAGGAAGGAACAAGUCCCCCUCCCCGGUCCCCAAAGCCAGGCGAUCGGACCUCUCUGAAUCCGAGGAUGAUAAAGGGAAGGGGGCCACGGCCGAUUCUGUGCAGCAGCGACGUCAGUAUCGCAGGCAGAAUCAGCAGUCGUCUUCAGCGGACUCAGGGUCCUCGUCUUCCUCGGAAGAUGAAGGCGGCAGGCGGCCACCGGGCCGAGGACCGCCGGCCAGGAAUGGUGACAUCCGCAGACGAAGGAGUCAAUCGCCCUCCUCCCCCCGGCGGCGCCACAGAGACGGAUCGCCCAGGAAAAGGAGGAGUCCGUCUCCAGGCAGGCGCCACCGCUCCCCUUCUCCCCCCAGACGACGCCGGUCACCCUCUCCCCCUCCCAGGCGCAGGUCCCCCUCUCCUCCCCGCAGACGUUCCCCGUCCCCUCGCCGCUACUCCCCAGCCAUCCAGCGCCGCUACAGCCCCUCCCCCGUGCAGCAGAAGCAGCGCCGGCCCUCCGCCUCCCCUCCCCCUCCCUCCAGACGCCGGGCGUCUCCGUCACCUGGCGCCAAGCGCAGACCCUCCCGCUCCCCCCGGCGACGCGCCAGCCCCGGCCCAAAGAGACGCACUCCCCCCUCCUCCAUCUCGCCCCCUCCCCGAGGACGCAGAGGCUCCCCACAGGGCUCCUCUUACAGGCCCCCCAGGGAGGGACGGCUGUCCCCCUCCCCUGCCGGCAGGGCCCACCAGCAGCAGCACCAGUCUCGGGGGUCGGCCAGCCCACAGGGCCAAGGACGCUUCCCCCACUCGGGGUCUCCGCAACAGGGCCGGGGCCAGAGGCAGCAGUCCCCCUCAGACAACAGCAACAGGCCCAUCCGCAGGGUGUCACGCACCCCGGAACCACACAAGACACAAAGAAGUUCUCAGAGCCCCCAGCCGAUGAGGAGGGCAUCCUCUCGGUCCCAGUCGCCUCCGUCUCACCCGCCGCCCCUGAAGCGGCCCGCUCCCGGCUCCGCAUCGCCCUCUCCCACACGCUCCGCCAGUGGAUCGCCACCUCCGCCCGCCAAAAAGCCUAGCAGCGGCUCAGCCAGCCCCUCCCCAAACAAGACGUCUGACGCCGAGGCCAGCGGGAAGAAACAGAAGAAGAAGAAGAAGGAGAAGAAACACAAAAAGGACAAGAAGCACAAGAAGCAUAAGAAACACAAGAAGGAGAAGGGGUCCGGGCCGGCGGACGCAGAGGGAGAAGAUGGACAGGUUAGAGCGGAGCAGCAGCCGCAGGAGCACGAGGAGGAAGAGGCAGACCACGACUCCUCACCCAAGAAGGAAUCAGACAGCGAAGUAGACGACAGUCUGGAUGACCUGGAGAGGCAGCUCCGUGAGAAGGCCCUGCGCUCUAUGAGGAAGGCACAGAUGUCCCCGCAGCCCUCCUGAGAAACAGCCGCAUUAAAACACACCCCCCCCCCCCUUCUCCUCUCAUCCGCACACUUGUCCCUCUCCAUCUCUCCUUCUCCCUCCUUUCUUUUUCAGUUAAGUUUGAUGUUGGUUCAGCUUUAGAAUGUACAAAAUUGUUGAUGUUCUAUUAUGUUUUAUUUUUUUAAAUGCUUUGGGUACACGUAUGAAAUUGGACUGCUGUCAAGUGGGGGAAGCAAGAGCUGCUUUUUUUAGUUAAAGCAUGGGUCGUCCCCACCACCAUAUAAACAGUUUUUUAUUUGCGUUUGCUUCUGUCCUCCAACCCCCCCAACUUCCCUCCAAUUCCCACCCUACAUCACACACUGUACACAUUUUUUGUUCAGGUUUGCUUAAAUCUUUUCAGGCCCUCUGUUUUCGCAUCUUUUUUAAAAAUGUUUUUUUUUAACCUGUGAAAGAAACUGUAGGGUGGGUUUAUCAUACGCAGGAGGGUUGGGUUGGGAGGGGCUGGGCUGGGCUGGGAUUGUUGUACGUGAUUGCAUGUGCAGAAGCACUGAGUGUCUAACCUCCUGUGUGCAUGGUGCUGAUUUAAAACACCACCACCACCUACUAAAAAGCUGUCAAUCGAAGCUGCCACCUCUUGGUCCCACAAUUCACAACCCUUCUGUUGGUCAAGGCUCAGCCCUCGCUGAGGCUAUGUUUUUUCACAGAACAAAAUUGAAUCAUUGGCGUGAGUGUGAUUUUUUUUUUAUUUUAUUUUUUUUUUUUUUUUGGUUUGUUUUCUUUUCUUUUUUUUGGGUAAAUUUUUAAGUUUUUUGAAAAUGUUUAAAUGUAAUGUAAAUUCUGACUUUGAAAAAGUCGCAUUAAAAAGUGAAAACCUUU